AUGAUCCUGGCACAUUACUCGGACGUCGACCCCAAAAUCAAGCACGACUACUCCCAGAUGCAGUGGGAAGCCCUUUUCUAUGUUCAGGCUCAGGACGUCGCCCGCCUCUUGCGCGAAGGUCUGUACAUGUCCGAGCAGAACGUUAUCCCAGAGACGGGCUGCAUCACCCGGAUGCGUGACCUGACGAUCUCAAGAAGCACGGCUGAAUCCAUGCACGCCGGUAUGUCAUGA
Molecule: messenger RNA, 231 nt
Organism: Colletotrichum spaethianum
Lineage: Eukaryota; Fungi; Ascomycota; Sordariomycetes; Glomerellales; Glomerellaceae
Exons: 1
Coding region: 1-231 (76 amino acids)
Source: RefSeq, a predicted model, not a curated record